Molecule: messenger RNA, 2469 nt
Organism: Chara braunii
Lineage: Eukaryota; Viridiplantae; Streptophyta; Charophyceae; Charales; Characeae
Source: the annotation of a GenBank genome assembly
GCGUCGAUGCACAUCGACAUCUUUCUCUGAGACUCUCAUAUGAGUCGUAUCCUACUAAAUGUCAUAUCAUAUCAAUUCAUAUGAAAUCAGAGCUUAUCACUAUGGAAUGGAGAUCGUCCAACACUAUUUGAUUAUAUAAUUCGAGUCGCUAUUAUCUUUUUUAUUGUUUUGAAUUUUCCGAUUAAUAUAUAGGUCUCAUAAUAGUUAUUAAUUACCAAUGAUGGAAUUCUCUGCACGGGGGUAGCAACUGAUCCAUAGGACCAUAGGUAUAAAAGGAAUGCUGUACGAUCGAACAGCUUUGUGUGAGUCGUAGUAGAGCUCCAUAGGUAUUAAAAUCAUUCUCUGGAUACACGAAAAAUUAUGCAAAAUGUGGAAUGGGCUCACUGGAGUCGAGCCUGGUCGGCCGUGUAACAAGCCGGGAAGUGAAGGAGGAGGGUUGGUCGACGUAACCGUCCCUUUUCUCCAAUCUCGUGGUUAUGCUGAAUCAGAUGAGGACGAGGACUGGGUGCUGCCGACCGGUCCUAGGCCAUCCCUUAGCGCUUACAAACACUGGCUUCUCGUAAGCGUCUGCUUUUGUCUGUCUUUGAUUGCCAGCUCUGUGUAUGUCGGGUGGAAGCUGUCGUUGUUCGUGCGGCUAUGGCGGUCAGCGAGCACUUUCUCCGUCUUCUUCUUCGUGAUCGAGCUGCUUCUGUAUCUCUGUCAGCUGACAUGGGCAGCGGAGUUCUCUCGUCCUCCGUCUUCCCGCAAACGACUGACUCUGGGAGCUGCAGGGCCUUUUCCACGUGCCGCGAUCCUGAUCACUUGCUGCAACGAGGAGUUCGACGUCGUACAGGACACCGUGCUAGCUGCGCUGCGCCAGGAUUACCCCCCGGAGGCGUACGGGGUGUGGGUGCUGGAUGACGGGACCGACGAUGAGCUCAAGGCGUGGAUCGAGACGCUGGCCAUCGAGUCGGCACGGGAGGUGGGUUACAUCCGCCGGCCCAAACAGAAAGGCGUACCCCAUCACUUCAAAGCCGGAAACCUGAACUACGCAGUGAGCAAGAUCCACGACGAGUUCGUGGCCGUCCUGGAUGCCGACAUGAUCGUGAGCUCGAACUUCCUCGCCGGCAUGCUGCCACACUUCUCCUCUCCCAAGAUCGCCUUCGUGCAGGCCCCGCAGGCCUAUUACAACAUAAGCGCAGGGGACCCACUGAACGGGAGCAACAUAUACUUCUACGACGUGUGUCUACCGCAGAGGGACGCCUUCCGCGUGGCGCAGUGCGUGGGCACGGGGGUAAUCUUCCGACGGAGCAGCCUGAGCGACGUCGGCUUGUUUGUGACAGGAGCAGUGACGGAGGACAUCGGCACGUCCUUGCAGCUGCACUCCCAGGGGUGGGAGUCUGUGUACGUGAAGGAGAGAUUCCAGAUGGGACUGACCCCCUGGACGCUGGAUAGGUACGUGAAACAGCAGUUCCGCUGGUGCAUGGGGGAGCUGCAGGUGAUCUGGCAACGUGGGCUAAUCUGGACCAGGGGGGAAGCAUUUCCAGUUUCGCGGAGGUUGAUCUACAUGCAGGCUGGUUUGCACUCCUUCUUGGCCUUCUCCACAAUGGGGCUCAUCAUGCUGGCCCAGGCGUUGUGCAUAUUCGAGCCCUGGCUGCUUCCUGCCGAGGCUAAGGAGGGGGAUUACAGAAUGCUUGUGGUGUUAAUUACCCCCCAUCUGCUCUUCGGGCGACUAGCUCCCCAUGCAAUUCAUCUCCGGAUUCCUGGUUUCAUGUCACGGCAGCAGGUUCGGAUACGAGGAGAGCAGGCCUGGUACUGGAUGGCACCCUACAAGUGCCUGUCCGUACUGCGAGCGUACAUCCCCUGGAUCUCGAAGACCUUUGAAGCCACCGGAAGCAGGACCACGGAUGACUUUAGUGGGCCGUUUGGCUUCUUGCUAGUCACAAUCAAGUGGGGGCAGUUGAUUGGCUUUCAUCUUCUGUACGUGAUCAUUGCGCUGGCCGCGAUUGCAUGGAGAAUCAGUGUGCUGAAUGUGGGGAGCUGCCACGAGUUGAUGUCGUCGGUGCUCGUCGUCUUAUGGCAGCUGUUUAACGUGCAGCAGAUGUGCCCUCCCAUCCUAUUUCAGCUUUUCCCGCCAUCGUAUCCGCUCGAGUCAGAUCGACGGUCGUUGCUCAAGUACGAUGACAACGGGGUGCCGGUGUUCGAUCACGCACUGGGCAUUCCUCCGACGGACUGGCGCGUACUCGCUCUAGAGAUCUUGCCAGUGACCCAAGCGGUCGUUUGGGUGUACCUUCUGUGGGUGGCUUUGCACCCCGAUUACGUUCCGGGAUAUUGCCAAGGGAAUUUCUUUCAACGCAAGCCUAUCUGAAUCAUCUGAUUGUGGAGCCUAAGCAGCAUGCAGCCAUGUCGACUCCUUCCUCUCUCUCUCUCUCUCUCUCUCUCUCUCUCUCUCUCUCUCUCUCUCUCUCUCUCUCUCUCGCAUCUUUUCUC